Messenger RNA from Funneliformis geosporum, 1365 nucleotides. Lineage: Eukaryota; Fungi; Glomeromycota; Glomeromycetes; Glomerales; Glomeraceae. The record is from the annotation of a GenBank genome assembly.
AUGGGAAUUUAUUAUAAUCAUGAAUAUAGUUCUUGGAAAUUUCAUAGGAAUGUCUUGAUAAAGAGUGUCACGUUUCCUAAAUUUUUAAAAGGGAUUGUAAUGGAAUUGCAAGAACAAUUUAAGGAAUUAGAAAAUUAUUGGGAUGAUAUGGAAACGGUCGAAUCCGAACCCAAAUAUUCAAAUGAUCAAAAUUCACUUUCAAAUGACAAAGCAAAAGAUGAUAACAAAAAGCAUGAUGCUUCCAUAAAUGCUAGCAAAAGUAAUGGAGAUAAAAUUAUUGAUAUAUCAAAAUGGAUAAACAGGUUUACGUUUGACAUAUUUUUGCAAUCAAUUACAAGAAAGAAAUCCUUUUCAAUGGCAAAUUAUUUUAAUCAAAUUUCAAAAGAUGAAGAAAAUAAAUUAAAGGGAAUCGAAUGUCUUUUAAAUGAAUGCAACCAAUUUAUUAAUAAACUUAAAAAUAGUUUAUGGUUAUUAGAUCAAUUUAAUUUUGUAUUAAUUGGUUUACCAAAAUGGUUUGAAAAAAUUUUUCUAGUUUAUAAGCUAUAUAAUAGAAAAUAUUUUAAGGAUUAUUGGUGGCUUUAUGAAACAUUAUUAAAAAUUGUUCAAACUCGUCGAUUCGAAAUUUCAUGCUCACCGAAAGAGCCAGAUUUAAAGGCUGAUUUAUUAACUUCAUUAAUUAAUUUUGGAACUUCACAUCCAACCGACGUGAAAAGUGAAAACGAACGCGCGCUAACAGAUGAAGAGAUCGUCUCAAAUUCAUUUAGUUAUAUCAUCUAUUAUAUAUGUAAAUAUCCAACAAUAAAAUAUCGCAUGAUUGAAGAAAUCGAUUCAAUCUUGGGAAAUCAUCAUGAUACGUUCACAUAUUUUAUGAUAGGUAAAUUGUAUUUUUGCGAAGCGGUAAUUAAAGAAGUAUUAAGGAUACAUCCCGUGCACCCAUUAAUUUCAAGGGUAUUAAAUGAAAAGGAUAAUGUUGGUGGAUUUACAUGGAACCUUGGUCAAAUGUUUUUUAUCAAUUUGCAUGCUAUACAAAACCACAAAUACAACUGGAAAAAUCCUGACGAAUUUAAUCCCGAAAGAUUUUUAUAUUUAGAAAAAGAAGAGGAGGAAAAAGUAUUAAAUAAGAAUGAAAAUCACUUUAUCAAAGAAGAACUUGAGAGGAAAACUUUAUUCGCUUUUGGUAUGGGAGUAAGGUCUUGUCCAGCUAAAGAUUUGGCCAUGAUCAUGCUUAAAACUAUGGUGGUCAUGUUUUUGAGAAAGUAUGAUGUCAUUUUGGUGGAUCAAGAGGAACUCCAAAUUAAUUAUGAAAAUAUGUUAAAUAUUUGUGAUGAAUUAAAAGUCAAAAUCAGAUCAAGGAAUCAUAAGUAG